AUGAGUGAGGAAAUUAAACAAGAAGUCAAGGAGGAAGCUCCAGAGGAGAUAAAAACCGAAGCUUCAGCGGCGACUGCAUCGGCCACAACGACCGACGCUCCAGAAGCGGCGGCCGCCACGUCGGAAGUGGCUCCAGGAGCUGCGGCCACUAUCGCACCAGCCGAGGGCUCGAAUGGCGCCGAAACUGCCGCUUCCAAUGACAACGGAAGCGCUUCGGAUGCCCCAAGCGUGAGUUAAUCGUUCCAGUGUCUGUUCCAGAAUUCAGCUCGUUUUUGCAGAAAUACGCCGAAACAGAAAACUACAAAAAGUUGAUCAGUUUGAAAAUGAAGCCGCCCGUCGCGGAUCUCGUUUGCGAGAUCUACGAGUCGGGUCUGCUCGGUCCCGAAGACCUCGACGACCGCGCCGUCGACAUUAUCAACUCGGUGAACGUCGACCAGGCCAAAUUCAUAUUCACCGAGAUCAAAAACUCGCAGCUGUUCGGCGUGGCGACCAAGUCGCUCUACGUCACCUCGCUCAUCCGAUCGUUCAAGGAUCGCGUUCGUCAGCAGGGCGCCGCGUCGGCCACCUCCGGCAAGCUCAUUAACGGACCCGACGUCGAGACGCUGAAAAAGUUGCUCGCCGACUCGGGCUACAGCAUCGAGGUGACGAUCGGACAGCGAAAGUACGGAGGACCGCCGCCCGGAUGGGAGGGACCGGCCACUGGACCCGUCGGUCAGGGCCACGAGGUGAGAUAAGGGGUCCACGGGGUAUACACACAAAAAAUGUUCGCCCAACGGUUGUUGACGAAGUAAAACACGUUGUCUUCAAAUUUGCAAAUGUUCUGUUCAGAUCUACGUCGGUCACAUUCCGACCGACAUUUUCGAGGACACGCUCGUGCCGUUGUUCGAGAAAAGCGGCAAAAUUUGGGAUUUGCGUCUCAUGAUGGACCCGCUGUCGGGCGCCUCGCGCGGCUACGCCUUCGUCACCUACUGCCAGAAGGAGGACGCGGCGGCGGCGGCAAAAGAGGUAAGUACGGUGGUUGGUGGAAGUUACUGCCCGCCUCCCGCUAGGUGCCCUGCCCUACAAUGCGUUCAAGCAUUUUGGACACUUUCUCUCACACCAAUUUCUCUCCAAAAACCCAAAAAACAACGCAUCCUUUAGUAUGACGGCCACGAAAUUUCGACUGGAAAACCACUCAAAGUGAACGUGUCUAUCGCUAACACUCGCCUCUUUCUGGGAAAUAUUCCGAAGACGAAAUCUAAAGACGAAAUUCUUGAAGAGCUCAAGUCUCAUGCAGGUACAGCCCACCCGAAAAUUCCAUUUUGCAACCGAUUUUAGCGACGAAAAUCGAGAAGGCGAGAAAAAAAGACAGUUUUUUUCGUCCAUUGUGAUGUGGUCCUCUUUUUUUCUCUCGAUAAUAUAAUCUCUAUUUUCUGGCAGAGUCCGUCCUAUUUUCUCGCAUGCUUCAUUUCUGUUCUUCAUUUUUUGUGUAAAGAUCGCCGUGAUUUCAGAGGGCGUCACUGACGUCAUUGUCUAUUCUGUGCCAGACAACGAGAAGAUUCGCAAUCGUGGCUUCUGUUUCGUCGAUUUCAUCGAUCACAAAACCGCGUCGGACAUUAAGAGGAAGAUUGCGCAGCACAAGGUAUUCGGAGCGACUUUUGAAUCCCCCGAAAACACGCGAAAACUCUGUUUCAGAUCCGUCCGUUCAACGCCGACGUCUAUGUGGAUUGGGCGGAGCAUCAGGAGGAGCCCGACGAGGACACUAUGUCGAAAGUGAAAGUGCUCUACAUCCGUAACAUCAAGGAAGCGGUGACUGAGGAGAAGCUCACCGAGCUCUUCAAAGAGUACGGCGGUCUGGAGCGCGUGAAAAAGGUCAAAGACUACGCGUUCAUCCACUUCAACGAGCGCGAGGACUGUCUGAAGGCGAUGGAGGCGUGGAACGGAAAAGAGCUCGAGGGCACCGUUGUGGAGGCGUCGCUCGCAAAACCGCCACAGGAGAAAAAGAAGAAGCCGGUGAUGCGCGGACGCGGAUUCUCGAGCCCCGGCAUGUUCAGCGGAAAUCAGGGACAACGCGGAAGUCAUCGUGGAGGUGGAGGCGGUGGAAAUCAACAUCAGGGCGGUGGUGGUGGCGGAUACGGAGGAUAUCCCAACCAGUACGUUUUUCUCAGACGAUGAAGUCAGCUGGAAACUCGCUUUAAAAUCAAGGUUGUGCGUAGAGCAACGAGAUCUACACCGAGAUCGCCGAGAUCUACAAACUGAUGUGUUGUUCAACGCACAACUUUGAUUUUGAAGCGAGUUAUAAGCCAGCUAGAAAUUGGCCCACUGACAAGUCCGCCUUUUUCAAACUUUCCAGAAAAACUGUAUUUUUUGCAGCUUCAACAACGGCUACGACAUGCCGAUGCCGUGGGGCGGCGGCGGCUACGGCGGAGACUUUGGCGGUUAUGGUGGCGGCUACGGUGGAUACGGAGGCGGCGGAUACGGUGGCGGCGAUUUUGGUGGUGGCUACGGCGGUCCCGGUGGAUUCGGCGGAUUCCGAGGCGGAGCACGCGGAUCACCUCGCGGCGGACGAGGCGGAGUCGGCGGCGGCGGUCCGGGCGGACGCGGUGGAAUGUAAGUGGAGGCGUGUGCAAAAGAAGAAGAAAGUUUAAAAAAACCUAAAAAGGCGUUCAGGUCGAACAGACGCGGUCGCGGCAAGAGACCGGGCGACGGGCGCGGCGGUCCGGCGUCGAAGAGGGACAACGGGAAACCGGAUUUUUCGGCCGACGUCAACAUGAGCACCUUCUGA
Molecule: messenger RNA, 2764 nt
Organism: Caenorhabditis sp. 36 PRJEB53466
Lineage: Eukaryota; Metazoa; Nematoda; Chromadorea; Rhabditida; Rhabditidae
Source: the annotation of a GenBank genome assembly